Mytilinidion resinicola is the source of this 736-nucleotide messenger RNA. RefSeq names its product nascent polypeptide-associated complex subunit beta. The transcript is spliced from 4 exons. The record is from RefSeq and is a predicted model, not a curated record. NCBI's taxonomy places the organism in Eukaryota, Fungi, Ascomycota, Dothideomycetes, Mytilinidiales, Mytilinidiaceae. Gene Ontology annotation, cellular component: cytosol; nascent polypeptide-associated complex. Bases 60 to 536 code for a protein of 158 amino acids.
CUCUCCAUCCUGCAACUCUCAAGCUCCUCCAACCCUUCUUUUCUUCAUCAACCGCAAAUAUGGAUCAGGCCAAGCUGGCGCGGAUGCAGGCGUCGGUGCGAAUUGGAGGAAAAGGCACCCCGCGCCGGAAGGUCAAGAAGGUCCACAAGAGCGCUGGCACCGACGACAAGAAGCUGCAGACGAGCUUGAAGAAGCUGAAUGUGCAGCCGAUUCAGGCGAUUGAGGAGGUGAACAUGUUCAAAAGCGACGGGAAUGUCAUCCAUUUCUCUGCGCCAAAGGUCCAUGCCUCCGUCCCCGCAAACACCUUUGCCAUCUACGGCCAAGGCGAAGAUAAGGAGCUCACGGAGCUCGUCCCCGGCAUCCUCAACCAACUGGGGCCGGACUCGCUGGCGUCGCUGCGCAAGCUCGCCGAGAGCUACCAGAGCAUGCAGAAGGAGAAGGGCGAGGAUGGCGAGAAGGGCGAAGAUGAAGAUGACGACGACAUCCCGGAGCUGGUCGAGGGCGAGAACUUUGAGUCGAAGGGGGAGGUCGAGUAAAGAACGGGAUCUAGGGUAGAUGCACGCAUACCGAACCCCACAAGUUUGCGUAUCGGGGCACUCCAGUUACUUACUGCUGGAAAGGGAAAGCGAAACUUGGGAAUCACCAUACUCUUUCCUUUUGGCCCCUCCACACUCAGUCUGAACCACUGCUUUGCUCUUCUCUGAUUGUGAUCGGUGGUGUGUACCUAAUUUAUACU